Williopsis jadinii is the source of this 969-nucleotide messenger RNA. RefSeq names its product RNA exonuclease (gene NGL1). Gene Ontology annotation, molecular function: poly(A)-specific ribonuclease activity. The record is from RefSeq and is a predicted model, not a curated record. NCBI's taxonomy places the organism in Eukaryota, Fungi, Ascomycota, Saccharomycetes, Phaffomycetales, Wickerhamomycetaceae.
GUACUGAGUUUUAAUGUCCUGAACCAGUCUUACAUGUGGCCACAGGUGUACAACUCGUACGUGGCCAAGGAGUACCGGUCGUGGGACUAUAGGCUCUCGUUGUUGCAGAACACCGUGACGAACCCCCAGUUCCAAAGUGGCAUAAUGUGUUUCCAAGAGAUGGAAUCGAAGAGCUUUAAACAGAUCUGGAAGCCUAUGUUCAGGCAACUGGGCUAUGAUGGCGAGUUCAUCAGAAAGGGGACACCGGGCUACUGGCAUGAUUCUAAGGAUGCUGAGCUGAUUGAUGGCGUGUCCGUGUUCUACGACAAGAGUCAGUUUGAACUGAUCGAAUGUGAAAAGUUCAAGAUCGCAGAUUACUUCAACGAUACCUUUGAAAACGACUAUGGUAUGGCAAUGGAUCGUACUGCCAUAGGCGAGAUCCUCAACUCGAAAAACCAGGUUGAGCUGAUUAUGGUGUUACGACAUUUGUUCACCGACAAGAUCAUCGUUGUUUCCAAUACACAUCUGUAUUGGAAGUUGAGUGAUAUCAAACUGUUACAACUCAUUGUUAUUCUUCAGGCAUUGAACAGGGUUCAGAAGAGAUAUCCUAACUCCAAAGUGUUAUUUAUGGGCGAUUUCAACUCAUCUCCACAGUCCUCUGUGUAUAAAUUCUUGAAGAAUGACAAGAUUGAAACCUGUCAUCCUGAUAUUGCACCGUUCUUGGUGCACCCAGAUAAGGAAUUCAUCGAAAACCCAGUUAGAUCACAAUCGAAUGUAUUCGAUUCCAUAAUUGCAGAGAAUGACUUAUUUACAUGUUUUACGCAGCAUUUAUUCGGCAUCUUCGACUACAUAUGGUUCAACUCAAGGGACUUUAGACUCACAGGGUUCUUGAGUGGUGUUGAUACAAGCUACAUGAAGUCUAUAAGCGGACUACCCAAUCGAGACUACCCCAGUGAUCAUAUUCCUUUGGUUGCAGAGUUUGAAAUUCUU